UGGUUACUUUCCAUCUUAUUAAAGAGAGAGAGAAGAGGAAGAAGAAAGGGAAAUGAGAGAGACCUGACAAUAAUAAUAGUGUAUCAAAAUUAUUAUCUCUAUGGAUCGCUAGUAUAUAGCAAUACCCCUUUUACUCUCUCUCUCUCUUUCGCUUGCAGAGAGAAAAGAAAAGAAGGAAAGAAACCAAAAACGAACCCAUUAUUCAAGAAUCAAGAAUAGUAAGCCCUGUUUAUUUUCUUACAGUUUCUUGUUUUUUCUUUUCACAUUUCCAAUUUCAUUGAUUGUUUUGGUUUCUUCACUUCCUCUUUUCGGUUUCACCUCCCUAAAUGUAAAUCAAUACCAUAUAAAACCCAAAGCUCAUUCCCCUAUUUUCACACCACACAAGUAGUUCUUUUCAAAAUGAUGGGUUGUUUCCAGUUGCACUCUGCCCUUUUAUUCUUUCUAGUUUCCCUUCUGUCAUCUCCGUUUUGCCUCGGGAUUCGUUCAGUACCCGGGAGAGAAAUCGACGGUGGAGAUAAUGUUCAAGCAAUGGGCAGCACUAGUUUCACUUUCCGAUUUGCUGAAGCGCCGGACUACCGUAACGGAAUAGGCUGCCCAGUUUCUUCAACUAAUACUAAACAGCAAUUUGUCUCUUCUUGUGACCCAUCUUUAGUUCAUGUAGCAAUGACACUGGAUUCAGAGUAUCUACGUGGCUCAAUCGCCGCUGUUCAUUCAGUUCUCAAACACGCCUCUUGCCCUGAAAACGUGUUUUUCCAUUUCAUUGCGGCUGAGUUCGAUCCAGCGAGUCCGCGAGUUCUGAGUCAACUCGUUCGAUCGACGUUUCCUUCACUCAGUUUCAAAGUUUAUAUAUUUAGAGAAGACACGGUUAUUAACCUAAUCUCUUCUUCAAUUCGUCAAGCCCUAGAAAACCCGUUAAACUACGCAAGAAAUUACUUGGGUGAUAUUCUUGAUUCUUGCGUUGACCGAGUUAUUUAUCUCGACUCAGAUGUUGUUGUUGUCGAUGAUAUACAUAAACUAUGGAAGACAACUCUUGAUGGGUCAAAAGUCAUAGGGGCACCUGAGUAUUGUCAUGCAAAUUUUACCAAGUAUUUCACUGAUGGGUUUUGGUUCGACCCGGUUCUUUCUCGGGUUUUUUGGACCCGGAAGAAGAAACCGUGUUAUUUCAACACUGGGGUAAUGGUAAUGGAUAUGGUGAAAUGGAGGGAGGGUGAUUACAGGAGGAGAAUAGAGAAUUGGAUGGAGAUGCAAAGAAAAAGGAGGAUUUAUGAAUUGGGUUCGCUGCCGCCUUUUUUAUUAGUGUUUGGAGGCAAUGUGGAGGGGAUUGAUCAUAGAUGGAAUCAACAUGGUUUAGGUGGUGAUAAUGUGAGAGGGAGUUGUAGGUCAUUGCAUCCGGGGCCUGUUAGUUUGUUGCAUUGGAGUGGAAAAGGGAAGCCUUGGGUUAGACUCGACGCGAAGAAACCAUGUCCGCUGGAUCAUCUUUGGGAGCCUUAUGAUCUUUAUAAAGUAGUUGUUUAUGAGAGUGGUGAUGAUAAAAACAAGGUGAAGAGCCGUCAUCAGCUCUUGGGCAGUUCUUCUUCACAAUCUUCAUUCAUGGGCUACUCUAGUUAUUUGUGAUAGUGAUGAAGAUGAUGAUUAUUCUUUUGAUUUUUAGUCCACACAUUUGAAGAAAUUCUUUACUAGAUGUGUACAGAUUAGAAAUUGGGACUGGCAGACGAGGAGGGGCAGGAAACUGAUUGGUUUGUACUUUUUUUUUAAAGAUUCUUUUACAUUGUUCUUUUAUUUUUUUUUUUGAUUUCUUGAAAUUCGCGUGCUUACAUACGUGGGAGAGGGGUUCCAUUGCUAUGGAACAAUUUUGGUGGAUUGAUUUCUUUGUAUGUAAUUGAAUAUUAUUCCAUUGGAGUGAGGGGAGAUAAUGGAAGAAUAACAUACAGUUGUUCUGUUCA
Molecule: messenger RNA, 1943 nt
Organism: Ricinus communis (castor bean)
Lineage: Eukaryota; Viridiplantae; Streptophyta; Magnoliopsida; Malpighiales; Euphorbiaceae
Product: probable galacturonosyltransferase-like 9
Exons: 1
Coding region: 400-1614 (404 amino acids)
Cellular component (GO): Golgi apparatus
Molecular function (GO): glycosyltransferase activity
Source: RefSeq, a predicted model, not a curated record